Spirometra erinaceieuropaei is the source of this 1965-nucleotide messenger RNA. The record is from the annotation of a GenBank genome assembly. NCBI's taxonomy places the organism in Eukaryota, Metazoa, Platyhelminthes, Cestoda, Diphyllobothriidea, Diphyllobothriidae.
AUGACAAGACGACGAUCCUCCCAGGAGUCGGCACCGCACUUCGUCGUCGUGAGUACUUCACGUUGACUACGCCUCCGAUCCAGGGCGCAAUUCUGUAGAUGCCGAAGUCGUGGGCGGAAAGGCAUCAACAUUUCCUUCUCUCUUAUUGGGGGCGAAAGAACGCGAUGGUCUGGCGAAAGCUGUGUCCCGUACGGGUCUGCAGUAGGAGGAAGUCUUUACUGUUGUAGCUGUCGAUCCUGUGGCGACCGAGCGCUCCCUCCCAGACAACGUGGUCUGUGCCGACGCAGACAUCGAAAUCACCAAGGAAGACCAAUUUGUACGCCUUUGACCGUUGCCAGGAGGGUUUACAGGUCUUUUUGAAACUUGUUCACGUCAUUGGAGCUGGUCAUUUUGGGGUGGGGUCAUAAGCACUGAAGAUGUCUGCGCUUUUCUUCCGAAAAGAGGCAGACGCGGUCUUGAGACGAUCAGUUAUGCCCCAUGGCAGACAGGACAGUCGUCUCACGUCGUUCCUAGUGGUGACUGUGACUCGGGGAUCUUGAUACUCUGUGUUUGAACGUCUGUUCCAGAAUAGUUGUACCGGGUGCAAAAGUCCUCUGACUGUCUCUGUUCGGAAAAGCGCGUCUCCCAUGAGGUCCGCAGUGUCCGUCUUAUGACGGGCCAGUUCCCAGGCGACCAAGGCUAUCCUCCCUUCCGGUCGGUUUACCAUCGAAUUGUCUAAAAACGGACAAGCAUUCCAAGCUAUCACCUUAAGAGCAGCCUUUGCAGACUCACAAGGAUUAGGAUAUUUUUGUAUAUUCAUUCAACCUUCCUUCAUCGUUCACAUGUCGCUACCAGAACACAGAUGACGUGUUUUUUCAGCAGUUCUUGGGGGACCUUUGCUAACCACCUCGAGGGUUAAGAAGUGCGAUCCCUAAAUGGGGCUUAUUCAUCCCACGUGACUACAGAAUUUCACUAUGGGUGACGGCUUUUGCCUAACAGGAUGACCCGAGUUAGCCGGGGCAGCCUGCAGGAUUAGAUGUCGUACCCGUAGGAGAUUUUGUUUGAAGUUGAGGGGGAGUUUAGAAAUUAGCUCAGGGACUAACGGGUAUAAAGACACAUGCUGGAUGCUUAUGGUUUACCCUACCAGUCAAGGUCGGUCACCGUACUGAGCACGGCUUCGUGGAACCACAGACUAGGACUGGGUUCCGAGACGGGGUGAUCUAGUAGUAUCUACCAGGUUUAUCAAUGUAUUUGGUGGGGGGCAUCGGUUUAUUGCCACCAUCAUGGCCAUCCCUGCGCCAACAGGUGCAGAUGGUGUCACCUAUGCUAUAUCUUGGUGCUUGUUUAUUGUCGGCAGUGUAUCUGCGGUAGGGUAUCCUCGUCAUUGUGGAGUCUUUCAACGUCCAUCCACCCGCGUUGACGAACCUUGAGUAACUGAGCCGCUGCAGCGUGAGUCUCCGCCCACAACACGCCGGGAGACCUAAACUAUUCAUAUUAGAUUGAAUUUACUUAAUUUUCGGUAUCUAAUCCCUUCUGUCAAAUAAUUCCCUUUUCACAUGAAAGGUCUGUCUCAGUAUCCUUGGCACUUGGACCGGACCCGAGUGGACGCCAGCUCAGAGUCUUUCAUCUGUUUUAAUCUCCAUACAAUCACUCAUGAAUCAAGAGCCAUAUUACAACGAACCUGGAUUUUCAACUGAGCGUUUUCCCGGUGACUCGAAGCGUUACAAUGACAUUAUCAGGCACGAGACCUUACGUUGUGCUGUCUGUGAUGUCUUGGAACGAAAAUUCUACAUUCCUGAUGAACUAUACGUUGUUGCCUCAGAAGCUUUUAAAGAUUACUAUCAACACUUCGAAAGCAUAUGUGAGGCGAAUUUAAAUUACUCCGGCCAACAAAUGAACGACCCCUUUGGCGAACGACGUGGAAUCUUUCAGUACCACAACGUUCUGCAGCGUCUUCGUGCUCUGAAGGCCUCUUCAGCUGCCUGA